AUGAUCCUCAAUCAGUUUGCCCGACCGGCCCACGAGAUUCUCACGCCCCGGCUCGUCCUCCGGACGCCAACCUUUGCAGACGUCGAUGCCCACUACUGCCACAACUCCACGCCCGAGAAUUUCCCGUUUGACGUGCGCGACACGGAGCUGACGCCCGAGAAGGCGCGCAGCGAGAUAGAGCGAAUCAUCGACAAAACGGCGGCUGGCCGAGCCGCUUUGUUGUUUUUUGCCCUGCGCGACACGGGCGAGCUCAUCGGCCACGGUGGCUACAACGUCUUCCAACUUCUCGACCCGGCCGUCUAUUUGGGGAUUGAGAAUAAACAGGACGAAAUGUCAGCUGACUCAGCCGAUACCACCACAAAUAUCGCAUUAGCACAAAAGCAGUACCUCGCGGACAUUGGCAUCAUGCUGGACCACAAGCACUGGCGCAAGGGCUUCGGCCUGGAGACGCUCAGCGCAAUGGUUGAGUAUGCGCAAACCGAGCUGGGAUGCGGUCUCUUCCGCAUCGAGACGGACCUUGCCAACGAGCCCUGGCGGGCGUUGAUGCGGGCCGCCGGAUUGGGUGCUUGCGAGAGCAUGCACAAGGCGACGUACGACAAAGACCUCGACGUCUGGGUCUGGAAGUUUGAUACCACUCAUUGGGCACAAGCCAAGGAGACGAUCAAGGCAGCAGGGAAGUGGCCACUUUGA
Messenger RNA from Grosmannia clavigera kw1407, 690 nucleotides. Its product is annotated as gcn5-related n-acetyltransferase. The coding region runs from base 1 to 690 and encodes 229 amino acids. Gene Ontology annotation, molecular function: acyltransferase activity, transferring groups other than amino-acyl groups. The record is from RefSeq and is a predicted model, not a curated record. Lineage: Eukaryota; Fungi; Ascomycota; Sordariomycetes; Ophiostomatales; Ophiostomataceae. The transcript has a single exon.